Triplophysa rosa is the source of this 4071-nucleotide messenger RNA. RefSeq lists its product as uncharacterized. Gene Ontology annotation, biological process: DNA integration. The transcript has a single exon. The record is from RefSeq and is a predicted model, not a curated record. Gene Ontology annotation, molecular function: nucleic acid binding; zinc ion binding. NCBI's taxonomy places the organism in Eukaryota, Metazoa, Chordata, Actinopteri, Cypriniformes, Nemacheilidae.
AUGGCUGGCAUGGUGGGAUCCGUAACACCAUUUGAUAAUAAAUUACAAUCAUGUGAAGAGUACUGUGAAAUAUUGAACCAUUUCUUCGUGGCAAAUGAUGUGGAUGAACCAGAGAAAAAACGAGCCAUAUUAUUAAGCGGUGUGGGAGCGCAAACAUAUACAUUGAUGAGGAAUUUAUUGAGUCCUGAAAAACCAGGAGCAAAGAGUUAUGAGGAACUGGUGAGUUUGCUGAAAAAUCACUUUAAUCCGAAGCCCAGUGAAAUAGUGCAAAGGUGGAAAUUUAAUUCACGUAAUAGACACCCUGAUGAAACCAUAGUGGAAUAUGUGGCUGAACUGAGAAAGCUGGCACAAGAUUGUAAUUUUGGAGACACACUUACAGUUAUGCUGAGAGACAGAUUAGUUUGUGGUGUUAAUGAUGAUGGCAUACAACGGAGAUUGUUGGCUGAGGAUGGAUUGACGUUUGAAACGGCGCUAAGAAAAGCUCAGGCUAUUGAAGCUGCUAACAAGGAUAUGGCUGAUAUGCACAAAGAUAAAGGAAGUCGACUUAGUACCACUGUCUUUAAAUUGGAUACAGGUGAACAAAGUAAGUCGAGUGUUACAGGAUUGUGUUAUCGAUGUGGUGGUAAUAACCAUGGACCAAAAGACUGUAGAUUUUCCAAAGAAAAGUGUUACCAGUGUGGAAAAAUAGGGCAUGUGAAAAGAGUGUGUCGGAUGAAACCCCAAGAAACUGGUAGUGAUAGAAACAGGCAAGCAUGGAAAUGGGGGAGAGGACAACAAUCAAAGAGGACAAAUUACCUUCAAGAGGAGGACGAGCCUGAAGAAGUUUUCACUAUGUAUAGUAUAGAGACACCACAGCCCCAUGUACCGCCUAUCACACAGACUUUGUUGGUAAAUGAAGGCCAUGUGAAAUUUGAGAUUGAUACUGGAUGUAGUGUGACUGUAUUAUCACAGGUGGAAUAUGCCAAAAUGGAAGCUAAAAAGCAAAGGGCCGAAUUAAAAACAAGUUCUUUAAGUUUAAAAACAUAUACAGGACAGUCAGUAAAGGUUCUGGGGACCACAAAAGUUCAAGUGAAGCAUAAAGGGCUGACCAAAGAACUCACCGCAGUGGUAGUGGCUGGAGCGGGGCCCAACUUAUUAGGACGAUCGUGGCUCUCAGAACUGGAACUCAGCUGGGAAAAUGUGAGUAAAAUUAAAGACAGCUCUGAGUUGUUACAGGAUAUAUUAAGGAAACAGGAAACUGUUUUCAAGGAUGAACUGGGAACAUUAAGAGGAGCCAAGGCUAAGAUUCAUUUACCAAGUGAUGCUAAGCCUCGUUUCUUUAAAUCAAGGUCCUUGUCUUUCGCUAUGAGAGAAAAGGUUGAAGCGGAACUGGAGCGGUUGCUUAAAGAUAAUAUCAUAGAGCCUGUGAAAUUUGCAGAGUGGGCAGCACCUGUGGUGCCAGUAGUAAAACCAGACGGAACAGUGAGACUGUGUGGAGACUACAGAGUAACAAUUAAUCAAGAAUCGACCCUGGAGCAGUAUCCCAUUCCCCGAUUGGAGGAUAUGUUUGCUGUCUUGGCUGGAGGACAAAAAUAUAGUAAAUUAGACAUGAGUCAUGCAUAUCAACAGAUUACCUUAGAUGAAACUUCCAAGCAGUAUGUAACAGUGAAUACCCAUAAAGGAUUGUUUACGUAUACUCGUUUACCUUUUGGAGUUAGUUCCAGUCCAGCAAUCUUUCAGAGGACAAUGGAAGGGGUCCUGAAAGGUAUUUCAAAGGUGACUGUUUAUCUGGAUGAUAUCCUGCUGACAGGACGAGAUGAUCAGGAGCAUUUAAGCAUAUUGGAGCAAGUGUUGCAACGGCUGGAGGAGUGUGGUUUGCGAUUAAAAAGGGGAAAGUGUAAAUUCUUGGAAAAGGAAGUUAAUUUCCUGGGACAUAAAGUGGAUGCCACUGGUAUUCAUCCGGUGCCAGAAAAAGUCCAAGCAGUUCAAGAUGCCCGCACACCGACCUCAGUAUCAGAGCUGAAAGCAUAUCUGGGACUGUUGAAUUUUUAUAACCGAUUCCUGCCAAAUCUUUCAACAUUGCUUGCUCCAUUACACAGACUUUUGAAAAAGGAGGUCAACUGGUCCUGGAAAGAGGAACAAGAAAAAGCCUUUAAGAAGUCCAAAGAGUUACUUCAGUCUAACAGAGUGUUAGUACACUAUGAUGAAAAAAAAGACCUGAUACUUUCCUGUGAUGCGUCAGCUUACGGUGUGGGAGCUGUGUUGGCACAUCGUAUGCCCGACGGAACUGAGAGGCCCAUUGGGUUUGUAUCACGCACACUUUCAAUGGCAGAAAAAAAUUACUCCCAGCUAGAAAAAGAAGGGUUAGCUGUAGUGUUCGGUGUAAAGAAAUUUCAUAAAUAUCUUUAUGGACGUAAAUUUGUGAUCUGUACUGACCAUAAGCCAUUACUCAGUCUAUUGAAUGAAUUGAAAGCAGUGCCCCAGAUGGCCUCUCCAAGAAUCAUACGAUGGGCAGUGAUGUUGGGGGCAUAUGAAUAUGUAAUUUCUUACAGAGCAGGUAAGGACAAUGGAAAUGCUGAUGCUCUUAGUCGUUUCCCUGUUCCAGUGAUUUCGGAGAAAGAAAUAAAAGAGGAGCAUGUCUUGAUGGUGGACAGCCUUGUUAGUCCUUUGACUACAUCAGAGCAAAUCUAACACUGGACUACUAGAGAUUCUGUUCUCUCUAGAGUGCGUGAGUAUGUUCUUAAAGGCUGGCCUGAUCACAGUAAUUCAAAUGAAUUUGCACCUUAUAAACAGAGACAGCAGGAACUCAGUGUUCAAGACGGGUGUGUGCUUUGGGGAGCUCGUAUCGUCAUUCCAGAGCAAGGACGUUCGGGAUUGCUGGAACAGUUACAUCAGUCUCACCCAGGUAUGUCAAGGAUGAAAGGACUGGCCAGGAGUUAUCUGUGGUGGCCAAAUUUAGAUGCUGACAUUGAGGGCAGAGUAAAAGACUGUACUGUGUGUCAAGAACAAAGAAAAGCCCCUGUAGGUGCACCACUUCAUCCGUGGGAAUGGCCAAGACAGCCUUGGAGAAGAGUGCAUAUGGACUAUGCUGGUCCAGUUUUGGGGAAAAUGUUUUUCAUCUUAAUUGAUGCCCAUUCUAAGUGGAUUGAGGCAUAUCCUGUACCUUCAGCAACAACAGCUACGACUCUUGAGUGCCUCAGGAAUAGUUUCAGUACACAUGGCAUUCCUGAAAUGAUGGUGUCUGAUAAUGCACAGUGUUUUGUGAGUGAAGCGAGUAAAGCAUUUAUGUCUAGGAAUGGAAUAAUGCAUGUAACCUCUGCACCAUAUCAUCCCUCAUCAAAUGGUCUAGCCGAGCUGGCAGUACAAACGUUCAAAGAACUUAUGAAGAAAAGUUCAGGAAAUACUAUUGAGACAAAGGUGUCCAGAGCAUUGUUUAGUUAUCGUAUUACUCCUCAGACUACAACAGGGCUUUCACCUGCAGAAAUGAUGAUGGGGAGGAAAUUGCGAUGCACCUUGGAUAAAAUCCAUCCUGACUUCACUAGCAAAAUGGAAGGUAAACAACAAGUUCAAAAGGAGUACCAUGACCAACGUGUGAGGUCCCGAUAUUUUGAAGUAGGAGAUAUGGUGUACACUCGGAAUUUUGGGUAUGGACCAAAAUGGGUGCCAGGAGUUAUUCAGGACAUUACAGGACCAGUAUCCUAUAAAGUAGCAUUAGGAAAUGCCCAAGUAGUACGACGUCAUGUUGAUCAAUUAUUCAGUCAACAAAAAAAGGAAAUGAUGACCAAAAAUUUCCAAGCUGCUCAGGGUGUUGAACCUUAUGAUACUGGGGUAGUGUCAGUGGAUACUGAUAUGAGAGUACCGGAAGCUCUCAGUAUUUCAACAACACUUGACGGGAGUCCCACAGUAGAUAGUAGAGAGACUGAGAGUUUACAAAUUGAACAUCAAAGAAAUCAAUGUCCAGAUUCUUCCAGGCUGCUUGAAACGAGUCCAAUUACUGAGAGAACUGAGUCUGAGAGUGAACUUUCUGGAUGUCUACGACGUUCAGUUAGAGAGAGGAAACCACCAGCAUACCUUAAAGACUUUGUGACAUAA